AGUGAAUCAUGUGGUGCCGGGGGAGGAAGUGCGGCUUGUUUUCUUUCCUGCAGGCGCGCGGCUCCGGGUGGAGCGCGAUGCGCGGAGACCCCCGCGGGGGUGGCGGCGGCCGCGAGCCCAGAUGAAGCCGGAGCGCGCGGGCCGCGCAGCAGCGCCCCCGGCCCGAUGGAGGCCCCGCCGUGGGACCCCCUCCGCAACGACUCGCUGCCGCCCACGCUGACCCCGGCCGUGCCCCCCUACGUGAAGCUCGGCCUCACUGUCGUCUACACCGUGUUCUACUCGCUGCUCUUCUUGUUCAUCUACGCGCAGCUCUGGCUGGUGCUGCGCUACCGCCACAAGCGGCUCAGCUACCAGAGCGUCUUCCUCUUCCUCUGCCUCUUCUGGGCCUCCCUGCGGACUGUCCUCUUCUCCUUCUACUUCAAAGACUUUGUGGCGGCCAACGCGCUCAGCCCCUUCGUCUUCUGGCUGCUCUACUGCUUCCCCGUGUGCCUCCAGUUCUUCACCCUGACGCUGAUGAACUUGUAUUUCACGCAGGUGAUUUUUAAAGCCAAGUCAAAAUAUUCUCCAGAAUUACUCAAAUACCGGUUGCCCCUCUACCUGGCCUCGCUCUUCAUCAGCCUCGUUUUCCUGUUGGUGAACCUAACCUGUGCGGUGCUGGUCAAGACGGGCACCUGGGAGAGGAAAGUGAUCGUGUCCGUGCGCGUGGCCGUCAACGACACGCUCUUUGUGCUCUGCGCUGUCUCCCUGUCCAUCUGCCUCUACAAAAUCUCCAAGAUGUCCUUGGCCAACAUUUACUUGGAGUCUAAGGGCUCCUCCGUGUGUCAGGUGACCGCCAUCGGCGUGACCGUCAUCCUGCUCUACACCUCUCGGGCCUGCUACAACCUGUUCAUCUUGUCAUUCUCUCAGAGCAAGAAUGUCCACUCCUUUGAUUACGACUGGUACAAUGUGUCAGACCAGGCGGAUUUGAAGAAUCAGCUGGGAGAUGCCGGAUACAUAGUGUUUGGAGUGGUCCUCUUUGUGUGGGAACUCUUACCCACCACCUUAGUAGUCUACUUCUUCCGAGUCAGAAAUUCUACGAAGGACCUGACAAACCCUGGAAUGGUCCCCAGCCAUGGAUUCGGUCCCAGAUCUUACUUCUUUGACAACCCUCGAAGAUAUGACAGUGAUGAUGACCUUGCCUGGAACAUUGGCCCUCAGGGACUUCAGGGAAGUUUUGCUCCAGACUACUACGACUGGGGACAACAAACAGCGAACAGCUUCCUGGCACAAGUAGGAACUUUACAACCAGACUCAAUUCUGGAUCCUGACAAACCAAGCCAUGGGUAGCGUCAGUUAACAGUUUUACGGAAGAUAUGCCUCAGCUGAAAUGUUUAAGAAAGACUAACUUAAUGACAGCUGAAUUUUUAGGGCAUGUUUCCUUAAGAAAUAGGACUUGAAUUUGUUACAGGUUUCUGAUGGCUCUAUAGGACUAAGCAAUAAUUUAGAUUGAUAAAAUCUUAUUUUAGUACUAAAAAGUGAGCCUGGCUGCCUAUUCCGUGAGUAUAAUUUAAACUUUAAAAAAUUCUGUACUUUUAUAAAGAUGUAUUUUAUAUAACUUAAUGCUAAAAUAUACUAGGAUUUUUUGAGAAUAUUAUUGCAAUAUACGUCAUAGUUUGCACAGACUUUUAUGCAUAAUUCACUUUAAAAGUAUACAGUAUAUAGUCUGAUGGUUUUUUUUUUUUUAAAAGGCUUUUGGACUAAAGUAUUCCUCAGACCCUUACCUCGUCAGGUCACUAAGAUUCUGUUAGACUCUAAGUAUAGUUGACGUCUAGGAAGCCAAUUGGAACUCAAGUGUUGAAAUUUAUAAUGCAGCAGAAUGUCAGCAGACUACACAGUAGGUAGUUGGUUCCUUACAGUGUUGAAAAGCACAGAUGGUUGGUUCCUCAAAGAAUCUCCUACAUUUUUCCAAAAUUUAAUCCUCCUUUCAACAGGGUCCUGAUGUACACACUCCAAUGAUAAGUUGAUAACGUUAGAAACAUGGAUAGAAUUGAUUUACACUAUUAAACCUCCUCUUCUGUAUUCAGAGAUUUUUGCAUAGUUUGUCAGCCCAGUAAAUCUAAUAGCCAUUACCUCGAAACUUCAGUAAGACUGCACCUUUUCCAGCUUACUGAACAUUUGUGACUGAACAAAGAAGUUCUUAAGAGGGGAUGAAUAACAGAUAUCCUUGCAUCUUUGAGCCAGAACAUCUAUGCGGAAUUCUAACAGUUUUAUUUUCGUUUCCAACCAUAUUAAAAUUAUACCUUUUAUUUUUAAGUAGCUCUGAAAGCAGCCUACUGGAAGCUGCUUGUUUAAAAAGAUGUUAAUAGUAGCACUGCAAUAUUCUGUAGCAUGAUGCCUGCCUCUUAAGUCACGGAAAAGCGCAUGUUCCAGACAGCUACUUGUAAGUUGUCUUUCAUCUAAGUGAAGCGCAGGUCAUAAAAAUAGUUCCCCAACCGUAAGUGCCGUUCUAAAGAUCUCCAAGACUAUAUAUAUGUAUAUGGCCUGCAGGUGUAAAACUGCCUAUAAUUAGAGGCUGUACAUGGUUGAGGAAGUAUUAUUACCAAAGAGAAGGUACCACAUUUGGGGACAGAGGGAGGGGCAGGUGAAAAGGAACUUAGUAAGUUCUGUCCUCAUGGAGAAACCCAUUUCUGAUAUCUUACUUCCCAGUUUGGCCUUCAGAAAUAACUUAUCUCUGGGCAUUGACUUCAUAGGGAUCAAGUCUGCUUUUCUUCCCCUGAUGGUAUUUAAAAUCAGAAUUUUGAGUUUUCAGUGGAUCACAAUAGGGUUUUUCUUGUGUAUGGGAUACCUUCACCCUGCAUAAUCACACAACAACUUUGCUUUCCAAUAUGUGGAAGAAUUUGGGUCACAUAUUUAAAAUGGUUACUGCCAGGGAAAACUCUACAGUGAAGCAAAAUUUGCACUGAUAAUUCAGGUUGCCUUAAAAUAUAAUAUUUAAGCGGUUAUUCUAAAUAGCUUUUACUUCUCAUACUAUUUUUGUUAAUGAUACUUAGAAUUUAAAGGCAGACUCAGAAGAUGCUUAAAAAUCCUCUAAGUCAUGCUUUCAGGAAGUAAUGCAGUUCUGCAGUAUUAGGUCAUUGAAGGGUAGAUAUAUUUUUUUAAAACAUUACUAAAAUCAUACAAGUCCUAUAUUCAUCCUAUGACAUACAAAUAUUUUAUUAUUCUAUUGUUAUUGGCAGGAAGAUUGAAAUACUCAGCAUUAACUGAUAGCCUGUUUUUAUGAUGAAGCUGCUAGUAUUAUUUGAACUAUUAUUUUUAUUGGAAAAGAUAAAAAUGUCCUAAGUGCCUGUUUUUCUCUUCCCUUUUAAAAGAAGUACAAUUGUAAACACAUCCAGAAUAUCAAAAACUGUGAUUGUAACAAACUCUCUCUUAUAGUAAAUGAUCACUUUUACUCUGAAAUGUUGCACGUAUGGUAUGGAAAGGAAAAUUAAGUUUCCCUUAAAUUUCUUUUUACUUGUGCUCCAAGUACACUAACAGCCCUACUCCUAGGUAAAAUACUAAAGGUCACAAGAAGACAAGAAAUGGAGAUUAUUGGUUCUAAAAUACCCAAACAUCCUCUUGUUUUAAGGCAACAUGAUGAAAUUACCCCCUCCCCACCCAUAAUGUGAAAGUUUAAGAAUGGGAUAGAGGCCGUAUCACCAAAAAUUUUGUACCAUCAUUUAGCUAACUCUGAUUCAGCACUAAAAGGCCACAUAUGAAUAUUCUUGUGCACCCACUGGAAAUAUACACAAUAGGAUUAAUUAUGGAGUUAACUGUCUAAAGAAUGCCAACUGGUUUGUGUACAGGCAGACCUUGGAGAUUGCAGGUGUGAUUCCAAACCACUGCAGUAAAGCAAAAUACUGCAAAAACGUGAAUCACAAAUUUGGUUUCCCAGUGCAUAAAACAUUAGGGAUUUUCCUUGGAGGUCCAGUGGUUAGGGCUUUGCCACUGCAGUGGGUGAGGGUUCAUUCCCUGGUUGGGGAGCUAACACUCCACAUGCCGAGUAGCCAAAAAACCAAAACAUAAAAAACUGAAGUGAUACUGUAACAAAUUCAAUAAAUAACAAUGGUCGACAUUUUUUUAAGAAUUACAUUUAUACUUUUAAGUGUACAGUAGCAUUAAAUAAAAAAAAUACACAUACCUUAAUUUAAGAACAUUUUACUGCUAAAAAAUGUUAACCAUGAUCUGAAUCUUCCGCAAAGAUCACUGAUCACGUUACCAUGACAAUAAUAAUGAAAAAUAUUUGAAAUAGUGUGAGAAUUACCAAAAUGUGACACAGAGACACCAGUGCUGCUGGAAAAAUGGCAUUGGAAGACUUGAGCCACAUAGGCUUGCCUCAGACCUUCGAUUUGUAGAAAAUGCAGUAUCUGCAGUGCAGAAACGUGAAGCACAGUAAAAUGAGGUCCGCCUGUAGAUACCUUUCAUUGGCUUUUUUCCCCUUCUCCAGUGAACCCAUUUAAUUGAGCUGAUGAUUAAAACAUCCAGUGUGUUCACACACAACUGUGAAUUCUAAGAAGUUUAGAUUCUGACAAUAUACACACGUCAGUCACAUUUAGCUAUGCCAGUUCUUUCUUGAAUAUGUCAGGCAGUGUUAAUGACUAUGCUGGCUAUUGUGUUUAGCUGCUUACAUCAGGCACACUUGCUAAUGUAUCCCCCAAUUUUUUCUCUACCAAAAUCCAAAAGAACUGCUCUUUGUUGGCCUUGAACAAUUAACCCCUAUUUAAGAGGAAAGGAGUAAGAAUUAGUAAAUCCUAGAGCGUGAGAAGUACUCUGAGAAAAAGGUUCUCAUUUACAUUUACAUAGUUAAGUAUUACAAGAAUAUUGCUUUUAUUUUUUGACAAUAAAGAUGAACUUGUAUUAGAACUAAAUGGGUCUAAACAUUUGAAGCUGUCAAGAUUUCCAAGAAACUUAAAAAAA
Messenger RNA from Capra hircus (goat), 4932 nucleotides. RefSeq names its product G protein-coupled receptor 137B (gene GPR137B). The record is from RefSeq and is a predicted model, not a curated record. NCBI's taxonomy places the organism in Eukaryota, Metazoa, Chordata, Mammalia, Artiodactyla, Bovidae. Gene Ontology annotation, biological process: regulation of autophagy; positive regulation of TORC1 signaling; negative regulation of bone resorption. The transcript has 7 exons. Bases 166 to 1326 code for a protein of 386 amino acids. Gene Ontology annotation, cellular component: lysosomal membrane.